CAUAAUUGAAUAAUAUUUUUCACAAGCAAACGAAAGUGCUACAAUACCGAAAUCCGAAAUCUUUUCGGAACUAAACAAGGCCAUAGUCUGGCCAGCUUUGAAACCCAAAUCGACCUUCUGAGCCAGGCUCUCUGGCCAGCCCUCUGUCCCGUUCGGUUCACGUACCGGUGCUUGCGGUGACAAAGACCCGCCUCUCCGACCCGCUCCCGAAGGAAUCUCUGGCGAUGGCGCUGCCACCCGCGGCGGUUGCCGCCGUCUGCCACCAAAGCCCGCACCUGCUCCUCCGUCGCGGCGGUGGGGGUCUCCUCCCACCGCCUUCGCCCCCCGCCACGCUCCCCUUCGCCAUGCGGGGUGUGGCCUCCGCGCCGGCGCGCCUGCCGCCGGCACGGUUCUCGCUCUCCCCCAUCCCGAAGAGCUUCUCCACCUCGAGUGCGCUGCCAUGGAUCGAGUGCGAAGAGCAAGGGUUCGUGCAGCUGUUCCUGAUGGCGGGCGUCUUCAUGAUGAGCCUGCGGUCCCUAGGCCAGAAGCACCGCCUGAACGACCUCGCCGUCGACAACGCCGACCUCCGCCGCGAGCGCGAGGACCUCUCCCACCACAUGCGAGACCUCCAGGACGCGCUCCGCAGGGAGGCGGACGCCGAUUCGUCCGGCGCCCUCGCGUCCCACCUCCGCCGCAUCUUCACCGCCCACCCUGCGCCCGCGACCGCCGUCGAGGACCAGUAGCGGGCUCCCUUGAGAUUUCUUCUUCUCCCGUGUUUUUUUUGUUCUCCGGUAGUGUGCUUCCCAUGUCCAGCGGUGAGGCUGUGCUCUCCUUUCUAAUUCUCAUCGCUCGCGAAGCUCAGUGGCGGGCGGGUCACGUGGUGGUCGAUGUAAGGCUCAGCUCCAUCUCCAUCGCAGUAGGGGAGACCAGGUGUUUGUGAAAUAGAGAAGAGGUAAUUGUAUGUAGUGCAAAUCAGACAACCAAACACAUCUAGUUA
Messenger RNA from Sorghum bicolor (sorghum), 976 nucleotides. RefSeq lists its product as uncharacterized. The coding region runs from base 225 to 722 and encodes 165 amino acids. The record is from RefSeq and is a predicted model, not a curated record. The transcript has a single exon. Lineage: Eukaryota; Viridiplantae; Streptophyta; Magnoliopsida; Poales; Poaceae.